AGUACCCGUUAUUUCACUCCCUCUCUGUUUCUCUCUCUUGCCAAGAUUGAGGAAGAAGAAAUCUUUCGCUGGUUCAUCAAUGGCGAGUCUUGAUUCACUGAUGAUCCUUACCUUCGCGAGAAUCACCCGCACUGAAGAAGAAUAUGCUGCUCAUAAAUUUCUCCUCGAUCAUCGAUUGUUCUUUAAUUAGGGUUUUUGGGGAUUUACGGAAUCGGAGUUUUCUCUCAGUUGGGGUUUUCUGGGAUUUACGGAAUCGUAGCUUAUUUUCGAUUGUUCUUUAAUUAGGGUUUUUGGGAUUUACGAAAUCGGAGUUUUCUCUCAAUUGGGGGUUUCUUGGAUUUACGGAAUCGGAGCUUUCUUUCAAUUGGGUGUUCGUAACUGAGUCCAAGAUUUCUGAUUUCUGUGAGUUUUUUGUUUUGUGAUCAGCAAAGUGGAGGGAAUCUCAAUGCAGGUCUUGAUGCGCAUUACCGUUUAGAAGAUUGUGCAAACAUUGCGAGUGGAUGUUCUAGUCCAGAGUCUGAAGACGAGUCAAUUCCACCAGUACAAGAGGAAAAUUUUCCUAGGGAACACCUUACUGAUUCUAGUAGAAGGAUUAUUUCUCUUGCUGAUGAUCUGAGUGCAAUUUCUAGCAACAAUCUAGUUGGUCGUACAACAGGGCCACGAGAUUUAGUGGAAGCUCCAGUAGAAAUGAGGUAUGAUGCAUUUGGACGCCGUGGCCAUACACCAAGAGUUCUCCCCAGCAACACUUUGCUUCACGGCUUUGAUGAUCUUGAAGAAGAAAUGAAGGUAAUACGUUUAGAGGAAAAUACAGCUGAGUUAUUUGGAUAUGAGCCAUUUGCACGUCAUGUACAUACACCAAGUGUACCACCCAUCCACACUUCGCUACACGCCAUCAAUGAUCUUGAAGAGGAAAGAAAGGGAGGACAAGACGCUCUUGCUGGACAUAGAAAGUCUCACGUACAAGAUCCCUACCUUGCUCAUGCUAUCUCUCUGUCCUUGGAGACAGCAGAGAAAGAGAAACAGUUGCGUGAGAAAGCUAGUAGGAUUGGAGAAUUAAGAUCUGAAGGUUAUGAGGGAUCCAAUGUAGAGCAACGGCAGAUGAGAUAUUCAAGUAGUGGUGUGGAAGCAAGAAACACAUCCUACCACAGUAAACCCGAUGAUGAAGAUAGCAUGUCCAGAGGUUUUCCUGCUGCUGCGCGUCUGAUCAAUGCUUCUGAUUUAGAUGAGUGGUCUACUUUACAAGAGGCAACAAUGAUUGGUCAAGUUCCUGAAAGCAGAUACCGAUCAGGAACCCUGGCUCCUCACACGCCUUUGCCUUCAGUAGACGCUCAGCGCCGGAUGUGGGAGAAGCAGGAACUUGAGAAGCAUUUGACUGAAAAAGAAGCAUCAUUGCCUCCAGAUUCAGCCAUGGAUGAUGAAAAUACUGUCACCUAUUGUCAUACGUAUGCCAAGUGGAAACCGCCUUGCCUGCCGGUUCAUGAAAUCCCACAAUCUUCAGGCGCUUUUGGACUUCAUUGACGUUAGUAGAUUGAUCAAGCGUAAUACUUACAGAUAGGUGAAACUAUUCCCCCGAGACAUUUGGUGCAGAACAAAGUUGCUUGACAUUGCAGGAGAUUGGCCUCGUAAACAAACAAGAGGAUUUGUUUUUGGAAAUCAUCUAGUUUAUUUCUAACACAUAGCUUUCACUUUCACUUUCACUGUAAAAAUCUAGUCUUUUCUUUAAACAACUCAUUACUUUUGUUUUUUUGUUUUUUUUUGUUUGUGUGUGUUGUUGUAUAUACUAACAUUGUUACAGUGUAAGCAUUAAAAGUUAGAAUAGACAAGAAACUACCCAUUUUUUGUUAA
Molecule: messenger RNA, 1845 nt
Organism: Camelina sativa (false flax)
Lineage: Eukaryota; Viridiplantae; Streptophyta; Magnoliopsida; Brassicales; Brassicaceae
Source: RefSeq, a predicted model, not a curated record